GGCGGGGGUCGGUGCGGGUCGGGUCCGGCCGGGCUGGCGCGGGGGAGCGGAGCCGCGGGGGCUCAGCGCGGUCGCCGCCAUGCCCGGCAUCGACAAACUGCCCAUCGAGGAGACGCUGGAGGACAGCCCGCAGACCCGCUCUUUGCUGGGAGUAUUUGAAGAAGAUGCUGCUGCAAUAUCCAAUUACAUCAAUCAGUUGUUUCAAGCCAUGCACAGAAUAUAUGAUGCUCAGAAUGAAUUAAGUGCAGCAACUCAUCUGACUUCAAAGCUUCUGAAGGAAUAUGAGAAACAGCGUUUUCCACUCGGGGGAGAUGAUGAAGUCAUGACUUCCACUCUGCAGCAAUUUGCAAAAGUGAUUGAUGAGCUCAGCUCUUGCCAUGCAGUACUUUCAACUCAGCUUGCAGAUGCAAUGAUGUUUCCUAUUACCCAGUUUAAAGAAAGGGAUCUAAAAGAGAUAUUAACUCUAAAAGAAGUUUUCCAAAUUGCAAGCAAUGACCAUGAUGCUGCCAUUACCAGAUACAGUCGGUUGUCAAAAAGAAAGGAAAAUGAAAAGAUCAAGGCUGAAGUUACAGAAGAUGUAUAUACUUCAAGGAAAAAACAGCAUCAGACUAUGAUGCGUUAUUUCUGUGCAUUAAACACUCUCCAGUACAAAAAGAAGAUUUCUUUGCUAGAACCCUUGCUAGGAUACAUGCAAGCUCAGAUAAGCUUUUUUAAAAUGGGUUCAGAAAAUCUUACUGAGCAACUGGAAGAAUUUUUGACCAAUAUUGGCACAAGUGUACAGAAUGUUCGCAGGGAAAUGGAUUGUGAAGUAGAAAACAUGCAACAAACUAUAGAGGACUUGGAAGUAGCCAGUGAUCCACUGUAUUUGCCUGAUCCUGAUCCUACCAAAUUUCCUGCCCAUAGGAAUCUGACACGGAAAGCUGGCUAUCUCAAUGCAAGAAAUAAGACAGGGCUGGUGUCUUCCAGUUGGGAGAGGCAGUUUUACUUCACUCAAGGUGGAAAUCUGAUGAGCCAGGCAAGAGGAGAUGUGGCUGGGGGACUUGUCAUGGACAUAGACAAUUGUUCUGUGAUGGCUGUGGACUGUGAGGACAGACGGUACUGCUUUCAGAUCACAUCUUUUGAUGGCAAAAAGUCUUCAAUCUUACAGGCAGAAAGUAAAAAAGAUUAUGAAGAGUGGAUAUGCACCAUAAACAACAUAUCUAAGCAGAUAUAUCUAAGUGAAAACCCUGAGGAGAUUGCUGCUCGUGUGAACCAGUCAGCUCUGGAGGCUGUCACUCCUUCUCCUUCCUUUCAGCAGAGGCACGAGAGCAUGAGGCCAGCUGUGCAAUCUCGUCCUCCUGCAGCUCGCACCAGCAGCACAGGGUCACUGGGGUCUGACUCAACAGCUCUCUCAGCACUUUCCUUGGAUUCCCUUGUGGCCCCUGACACUCCCAUCCAAUUUGACAUAAUAUCUCCAGUCAGUGAAGAUCUGCCUGGCCAAGCAAAGUCAUCAGGGCAAUCGGGCAGACGCACAAAUCCUUUUGGCGAAUCUGGAGGCUCAAAACCUGAAACAGAAGAUUCAAUUCUUCAUCAGUUAUUUAUUGUAAGAUUUCUUGGCUCCAUGGAAGUGAGGUCUGAUGAAAGCCCAGAUGUUGUUUAUGAAACAAUGCGUCAGAUACUCGCAGCUCGCGCCAUCCACAACGUUUUCAGGAUGACAGAGUCACACUUGUUAGUCACUUGUGACUGUUUAAAGUUAAUUGAUCCACAGACACAAGUUACAAGACUACGAUUUCCUUUGCCCAGUGUAGUGCUGUACGCUACACACCAGGAGAAUAAGCGCCUGUUUGGAUUUGUGCUCAGAACCUCAGGAGGGAGAGUGGAGAGCCGCCAGACUUCCAUCUGCUACAUAUUUGAAUCAAAUAAUGAAGGGGAAAAGAUUUGUGGCUCUGUUGGAUUGGCCAAACAGAUAGCUUUACAUGCAGAGCUGGAUCGAAAAGCCUCAGAAAAGCAGAAGGAAAUAGAUAGAGUGAAAGAGAAACAGCAAAAAGAACUGAAUAAACAAAAGCAAAUUGAGAAGGACUUGGAGGAGCAGAGCCGGUUGAUAGCAGCUUCCAGCAGAUCCAACCAGAGCAGCACAGAAGGACAGUUUGUAGUCCUUAGCAGCAGCCAGUCAGAAGACAGUGAUUUAGGAGAAGAUGGAAAGAAGAAGAGAGAAUCUGAAGCCUAAGGUUGCCUGCUUCAUUAAAAUUGGAAUCAUUAAUAUAUCUGGUGAAAUGGCACAAAUUCUACAAGAGGUGAAAUGUAGGUGGAGGGUCUGUCAUGUUAUAGAAAAGACUUCACAAUAUAUAGACCCUAUUAUGCCUUGAUUUUUCUUUCUCAGUUAAGUGAUUUCUAUUUCCUGCCAGUAAAAUUUCUCUUGUAUGCCAGAUGAAGCACGGUGAUGCUGCCAUUUAUUACAAACAUAUGUUUUCUCAAGGCUUCUCUGCAGUAUGGGAAAAAUGUGGGUGUUUUCCCCACUUAACCUCUGUGCAAUUGACUGCUUUGGAAGCAAAACUGAAAACUCAAAAAACCAAAAAAACCCCAAACAUUGAAAUUUGCUCUUUACACUGCAGUAGGGAGAACACCUUGCUGGAAACAAAAGUGGAUGUCCAAAUAAGACAGUGCUAGCUUUACCCAGUUUGUUGCACAUACCUGUUCUUAGACUUAGAAAGAAGGAUCCCCUUUAACAUCAGUGAGAUGUGCAAUAGUUCUAAACAGAAGGAUCUUCUUUGUUUCAUUUUGCACAGUAUGAUACUGUCUUGAUUUCCUUUUUAUUUUUUUUUUUUUUGGUGAUUACAAUGCCAAAAAAACUUAUUUCAACAGGAGAAAAAGAUACUGUCAGACCUGGAUAAGAGCUGAUGAGAUGCAGUUGAACUUUGUUGCAUGAGGAAAAGCAUUCCUCAUCAAAUGAUAAGAGUCGUGUAUAUAGCCUUGUAGCACAAGUGCCAUGUUCUUGGUUUUUCCCCAGUACUUGGAACACAAAGCUGUAAACCUUUGAGUUCAGUUUUAUAAAACGUGCUUAGAGUUGCAGGAACAUCUUGAAUUCCAUCAUAUCAAAAUCUUCUGCAUAUGUAAAUGCCUUGCUGCUAGUACAUUACAUCUACUGGAAAUGAGUUGAGGCUCUUCAUUGUUUUUAUGAUUUUGCAAACAGAAUUUACUAGUUCUGAAGUAAGAGAUGAUACCAAUCCUACAUCCUAGAGUCAGUUCUGGAAAGCAUUUUUCAAAGUGGUGUCUGUUUACAGCUUGUAAUCUGCACUCCAUAUUCCAUACCCUGUGUAAUAUUUAUUUUGUAUAGUAUUAGAUGUGCAUUCACCUUUUGAACCAGAAAAGAAAUCUUGUUUGAAGAGAAAUAUUUAUUUUUGCACUAAUUACUAUAAAUAUUAAAAUCCAGAGGAACAGAAGAUAGCUCUCUAAUAGUGGCAUGAAAAUAACAGGAUAUGUAGAGAGAAGAGAAUAUACUUAUAUUCCAGGUUAUAAUAUAACAGUUAUGAGUGAUUUACAGUUCAUUGCAGGGCAUUUCUGGUGUUCAGGAAUGGAAGCAAUUUUCAGAAUAUCUCCUCAGCAGCUGGUGGUGGCCCAGCCCUUCCUAGCUGGAGCUGUUCAGUGCUGAUAAAGUAUGUGAGGAAUCUCAGGUUGUGUCUGCUGGAUGGCUGUGGGUGCACAGAGGGCUCUUCUAACUCGUGGGAGUGCCUGCAUUGGCCAAAGCGCCAAUGGAGAUGUCACUUUGUGUGCAGGAGGUGGUGGCCUCGGCUCCUGUGACAGGAGUGAAGGGCAGCAGUGGCUGGGCAGGAGCAGAGGCAGCUGGAGCUGCAGAAGCUCUGGGCAGAGGUUUUACACCACAGGGGCUUGAGCAGCCACCAAAGGGCUCUGCCUUGAAACAGGAGGGGAGGAGGCUGGGGAACAGAGAGCCUCCAGGUUCUCUUCCUGAAUUGGUUACCAGAUCCUCUUCCAGUGUGAUUUUCAUCCCCAGAGUAGCCAGUCACUUGUAGAAAUAUCUGCUUUUGCUGCUGCCCAGUUGGUCACAUAGUAUUGCCCUGUGGCUGGAUUUAGCUGGCACAAUGCCACAUGGACCACUCCAACCUGAGGCUUCUUGUAAAAGACAGUGGCAUUUUUAUUUCAUAUCUAGGCUUUCAUUCUCAGCUCCCAUUUUUAAGAGACUAUUUUUAUUCUUGCCAACAAAAAUUACAGAGGCACCAAAUUCAAUUUUUUCCCUUUUUGUGCUUAAAUCAAGGCUUACAGAGAGUGGCAAGGCAGUUUGUCUCUGCAAAUUAUUCCAGUUCAUGUUUGUUUGUGUUUGUUUUUUUUUAUUUACCGAUUUUUUUUUCUAUCAAAUCAUAUCACAGGGUAGCCCAAGGUUACUGUGUCUUGUAUUUUUCUCAAGUAUGUACUGAGGAUGAAGCAGUUUGGAAACAGCACAGGGAGCCUAUGAAAUCAGUGAUCUCUAGUGUCUAGAAUCCAGUCCUCAGCUUGUAAGAGAAGGACUAAUUGUGUUAAGCACUGGAGCUGCAGUAGCCCAGGCUCCAGAGGGAGGACAAACAAUAGACAAGCACUCUCAAGAAAAAGCAUUUCUGAUGUGCAGCCUGCAUUAGCCUUAUUGAAGAAAUGUCAGAAAAUGGGAUUACUGUAUUUUUUGCAAAACCUACCAUUACUCAUAUAGCUAUAAAUCUGCAAAGAUGAGGAAGAAAGCUAAUCAAGUUGGCAGGUGAAUUUACUGUUAUAUGGGAUUUUUUGGAUUUAUCAAUAAAGAUUGGAAUGACUCCAUUUGCUUUUCAAGCUUUCCAUAUAUGCCAUGAAAUGUAGCUUUCUAAAACAGAGUAGGAGUGAAAUACAUUUCACUGACGUUGGAUGAUUCUCAUCUUAACCACUAAAAGAUUGAUAUGCAUGAAUGAAAUGUAGGUGUUGUUUGUCUUAUUUAGGAGAGUUUCACUGGUGUAAAACGAGCAAGAAAGUAUGAAAGCAUCUGGGGUAAUGAUGAAAGCUGCAAGAGCAAAGGGCAUGUCAGCAGAGCUGGGGAAGUCAGACAGGAAUGGUGACUGAGUUAGCAGGAAGGUGAGAAUGACUGAGCUUUGCUUAGCAAGGAUCACACAGGUUGUAAUUAGAACUAUCUCAAGGCAAAAACAGCUGCUGAGGUUUCACACGUGACCUUUUUUCCCAUCAGGUUUAGAACUACUUAGUUAGAAAACAGUUUUGUUGAAAAAAAAUCAGAAUGAUGCUUGGUAUUUUCCAUGAGCGUAUGUAACUUUUAGUAGGAACACCUCAUGGUCUACUGGGAACUGCUGUGGUAGAAUUUCACCACCAGAAUAUUUUAUUAUUGUAACUAAACUACUAGAUGGUUUCCUUUCCUAAUUUACAGGAGAUUAAAUAAACUCUCCUGUUUAUUAUUUUGUACUGCCUUUUAUUCACAAACUGAUCUUUCAGGCACCUUUGGCUGAAGCUGUAGUUUGCUUCACGUGCAUCUACUUUACUUCAGUCACUCCUGAAAAUAUUCUUUCAAGUCCAUGAUUUUGAAGUGGCUUCUUGUAGGUACUGAAUUGGCAGUGUUGUUCAGGACUAACUUGUUGUGUUGCUAAUUGCAGCCUCAUAAUUACUUUUAUCCCUCAAGUAAGAUAUGAAGCUUGUUACACUGUGUAGAUCUACACACUGCAGACCAAGCCAGUCUUGCUGUCAGCUGUUUCAAGCUACAUACAUUCUUUAUGUAUGUAAUGGCAUGAAUAUACAAAUAUAUCAGGUGUGCUUAUGGGUAUACAUUUUAUUGCAUUACAGAUGAUAGCUGGCACUCCUCUGUGGUCACUGCUAGAUUUGGCCAAGUCCAAACCAGAGGACAAAGUCAAAGUCAUGUACUACUGAAACAUAUCUAACUGGAUAUGAUCAGGUGGUGAAAAGUCAAUUGCAUGUCAGUCUUACUUCCUUAAUCUGUUUGAGUUUAAAAUUGUAUCAGGACAAUUUACUGUCUUAACAGUAAUAUUUCAGAGUUAAGAAACACUCCCCUUCUAAAGGGCUGUCAGAUUUCCUCUUUAUGGGGAUGUAAACCUAGAGCUGAA
Onychostruthus taczanowskii (white-rumped snowfinch) is the source of this 6059-nucleotide messenger RNA. It is a transcript of the gene APPL1, whose product is annotated as adaptor protein, phosphotyrosine interacting with PH domain and leucine zipper 1. The record is from RefSeq and is a predicted model, not a curated record. The transcript is spliced from 22 exons. Gene Ontology annotation, cellular component: cytoplasm; endosome membrane. NCBI's taxonomy places the organism in Eukaryota, Metazoa, Chordata, Aves, Passeriformes, Passeridae. Gene Ontology annotation, molecular function: identical protein binding. Gene Ontology annotation, biological process: signaling. The coding region runs from base 80 to 2206 and encodes 708 amino acids.